UACUACUUAUUACUUUUUGAUAAUUUGAUAAGUCAUACACUUGCCACCGUAUACGUGACACAACAAACUAUUCAUAGACUUUUCCUGUAUAUAUAGUUGCUACUAUCUUUUAUUGGUUCUUUGAAUACAGUGAGAAACUUUCAUUUGCUCUAAUUUUCAUAUUAAUGGCGGCUCGUGUGUUUGCCUCGCGUGUCUCUCGCUCUUUGACAUCCUCUUCUCAUCUGCUCUCAAGAGGAAGUAAAUCCCAUCUGGGCAGAAUAGCUGCUUAUCAAUACAGCACGGCGGCUGCUUUUGAGGAACCUAUCAAACCAGCUGUCAAUGUGGAACAUACUAAACUUUUUAUCAAUGGUGAAUUUGUUGAUGCUGCAUCAGGAAAAACAUUCCCGACUCUCGACCCCAGGACAGGGGAGGUAAUUGCACAUAUUGCUGAAGGUGAUGCAGAAGAUAUAAAUCGGGCAGUAGCUGCUGCUCGUAAGGCUUUUGACGAAGGACCAUGGCCUAAAAUGAAUGCUUAUGAAAGGUCAAAGAUAUUGUUGCGCCUUGCUGAUCUGAUUGAAAAACAUAACGAUCAAAUUGCAACGCUCGAGACUUGGGAUACUGGGAAACCAUAUGAACAGGCUGCUAAGAUUGAAGUACCAAUGGUUGUACGUCUGCUCCGUUAUUAUGCUGGCUGGGCAGAUAAAAUUCAUGGUAUGACUAUUCCUGCUGAUGGACCGUAUCAUGUUCAGACGUUGCACGAACCAAUUGGGGUUGCUGGUCAGAUUAUCCCAUGGAAUUUUCCUCUUCUCAUGUUUUCUUGGAAGAUUGGACCCGCUUUAGCUUGUGGGAAUACUGUCGUGCUAAAGACAGCUGAGCAGACACCAUUAUCUGCAUUCUAUGUAGCACAUCUAUUACAGGAGGCUGGGCUGCCUGAAGGUGUUUUGAACAUCAUUUCUGGUUUUGGUCCAACAGCUGGUGCUUCUCUUUGUAGUCAUAUGGAUGUGGAUAAGCUUGCUUUUACUGGAUCGACAGAUACAGGAAAAGCUAUACUUACGUUGGCUGCUAAGAGCAAUCUUAAGCCUGUGACUCUGGAACUUGGAGGGAAAUCCCCUUUUAUUGUUUGUGAGGAUGCUGAUAUUGAUACGGCCGUUGAACAAGCUCACUUUGCUCUCUUCUUUAAUCAGGGGCAAUGUUGCUGUGCUGGAUCUCGGACUUAUGUUCACGAGAAAGUUUAUGAUGAAUUUCUGGAGAAGGCAAAGGCACGUGCCUUGAAACGCACAGUUGGUGAUCCGUUUAAAUCAGGCACCGAGCAGGGUCCUCAGAUUGAUUCAAAACAGUUUGAUAAGAUCAUGAAUUACAUUAGAUGUGGUAUCAAUAGUGGAGCAACUCUUGAAACUGGAGGUGAGCGACUUGGUGAACGGGGAUACUAUAUUAAGCCCACAGUUUUCUCUAACGUUAAGGACGAUAUGCUGAUUGCACAAGAUGAAAUUUUUGGUCCAGUGCAGUCCAUCUUAAAAUUUAAGGAUCUUGAUGAUGUGAUACGGAGAGCUAAUAACAGUCGGUAUGGUCUAGCUGCUGGAGUAUUUACACAGAACAUUGACACUGCAAACACAUUGACACGAGCCUUGAGAGUGGGAACGGUAUGGGUUAAUUGCUUUGAUACCUUCGAUGCUACAAUUCCUUUUGGUGGCUAUAAGAUGAGUGGACACGGAAGAGAAAAGGGAGAAUACAGUCUCAAGAAUUACUUGCAAGUAAAGGCAGUUGUGACCCCAUUGAAGAAUCCAGCAUGGUUAUAAACAUAAUCCUCCUCAGAAAUUUUUACAAAUAAAACUAUAUCAAGUUGCUUUAUUUUAUGAUGCUGAUGACGAUAAAGUGUUGGUUUUCUUUCAAACUUGCUACUAUAGGCAAACUGCAAUUAAUGUAAACAGACGGCAGGUUAAUUGAAUCAUCGUUUCUCUUAUAUAUA
This is a messenger RNA of Nicotiana attenuata, 1945 nucleotides long. Its product is annotated as aldehyde dehydrogenase family 2 member B7, mitochondrial-like. The record is from RefSeq and is a predicted model, not a curated record. The coding region runs from base 165 to 1775 and encodes 536 amino acids. Gene Ontology annotation, molecular function: aldehyde dehydrogenase (NAD+) activity. NCBI's taxonomy places the organism in Eukaryota, Viridiplantae, Streptophyta, Magnoliopsida, Solanales, Solanaceae. The transcript is spliced from 11 exons.